AUGGCUUCACUUGAGUGCAUAAAGUUUCUUAUGCGGGGUGGAUUAGCUUUACGUGGGCACAAUGAAUCAUCAUCUUCAAGCAACAAAGGUAACUUUCUUGAGCUAUUGGAGUUUCAUGCUUGUGGUAGAGAAGAAGUAGAAAGAGUUGUUUUGAGAAAUGCUCCAAAAAAUCUCCAAUUGACCUCCCCAGAUAUCCAAAAAGAUCUUGUUCAUGCAAUGGCUUCUGAAACAACCAAAAAAAUCAUUCAAGAUCUAGGAGAUAACUUCUUUUGCAUAUUAGUUGAUGAGACUCGUGAUGCUUCAACCAAGGAACAAAUGGCCAUUGUUUUACGUUAUGUGAAUGAUCAGGGUUUGGUUAUGGAGAGGUUUCUUGGUACUACUCAUGUGGCAAAUACCAAAGCCUUGACACUUAAGGGUGAAAUUGAAACUAUGCUUUCAAAACAUGGAUUGAGUAUGUCAAGGAUAAGGGGACAAGGCUACGAUGGAGCUAGCAACAUGAAAGGACAAAUCAAUGGGUUGAAGAGUUUGAUCUUAGCUGAAAAUUCUUCUGCUUAUUACAUUCAUUGUUUUGCACAUCAGCUUCAGUUGGCUCUUGUUGCUGUAGCUAAGAAUCAUCUUGAAGUUGGUGGUUUUUUCAAGACUGUCAAUAGUGUGAUGAAUCUGAUUGGAGCAUCUUGCAAACGAUCUGAGUUUAUUCGGGAUGCUCAAGUUGAGAAGAUUGCUGAGGCUGUAGCUGCUAAUGAACGAGAGACUGGAAGGGGAUUGAAUCAAGAAAUGGCUCUUAAAAGACCAGGUGAUACUCGUUGGGGUUCUUACUAUGGGGCGCUUAUCAAUUUGGAUAGCAUGUUUUCUGCUAUUAUUGAUGUGUUGGAUACAAUUCAGAAUGACCCUACUCUGAGACAGAGACAGCUAUUGAUGCAUGGCGUAUGUCGAUUACACUUCAAGAUUUUAACUUUGUCUUCAUUUUGA
Messenger RNA from Linum tenue, 969 nucleotides. The record is from the annotation of a GenBank genome assembly. Lineage: Eukaryota; Viridiplantae; Streptophyta; Magnoliopsida; Malpighiales; Linaceae.